Molecule: messenger RNA, 2112 nt
Organism: Ochotona princeps (American pika)
Lineage: Eukaryota; Metazoa; Chordata; Mammalia; Lagomorpha; Ochotonidae
Gene: ZNF367
Product: zinc finger protein 367
Exons: 6
Coding region: 510-1577 (355 amino acids)
Biological process (GO): homophilic cell-cell adhesion
Cellular component (GO): cell-cell junction
Molecular function (GO): ionotropic glutamate receptor binding
Source: RefSeq, a predicted model, not a curated record
GGGGGGGGGAAAGAAAAAAAAAUAGAAGAGCGGCAGCCAAUGACGUGGUGGCAAGGACCCGCGCUCCGGGAGCCCGGUCCCGCCCCGCCGGCUUAGACAGACCCAUCCGGGCCCAGCCAUUGGCUGGCGCGAGCUGUCACUCACCCCUGCGGCCAGCGGGCCGGGGCCUCGCGUCCAUUGGUUCCGCCCAGGCGCGAAAUGUAACGCGGGAAAAGCCGGGGCAGGGACCGCGGCGGCAGACUGCGGCUGGGAGUCUUAACUUGGCCUGAGGUUUCCGGAGUCCAGCGCCUGCCCGCCUGCCCGCCCGGUAAACCGGGCAAGCCCGACCCCGCGCCACUUGAACUUCUCCGGUGGCCGCUGCGCAAGGGGUUCCGGGGAACGUCCGCCCGCCCGCCAUGAGCCGGCGGGACUGAGCCGGGCCCUCGGAGCAGGCGCGGGCGAGCGAGGGUCCAGAUCCGGCCUCAGGGAGCUGCAGCCCCCCGGAGCUGCGUGCGGAUCGGGGCCGGGCGAUGCUCCGGGGCGUGGAGGCGCCGAUGGCCGAGCACCCGCCGCCGCCGCCUCCUCCUCCUCCCGUCAUCUUCUGCCACGACUCCCCGAAGCGGGUGCUGGUGUCGGUCAUCAGGACGACCCCCAUCAAGCCCGCGUGCGGAGGCGGAGGAGGAGCAGCGGGGGAGCCGGAGCCGCCGCCGCCGCUCAUCCCCACCAGCCCCGGCUUCAGCGACUUCAUGGUGUAUCCUUGGCGCUGGGGCGAGAAUGCGCACAACGUGACGCUCAGCCCCGGGGCCGCGGGCGGCGCCGCCUCGGCCGCCCUGCCGCCCGCCCUGCCCGCCGCCCUGCCCGCCGCCGAGCACCCGGGACCGCGGGGCCGCGCCGCACCCCCGCCCGCCGCCUCGGGAGGCGAGGACGAGGAGGAGGCGAGCAGCCCGGACAGCGGCCACCUCAAGGAUGGGAUCCGGCGUGGCAGACCCAGAGCAGAUACUGUGCGGGACCUGAUCAGUGAAGGAGAACAUUCGUCCAGCAGAAUACGGUGCAACAUCUGUAACAGGGUGUUUCCACGGGAGAAAUCACUCCAGGCCCACAAAAGGACCCACACAGGUGAGAGGCCCUAUCUGUGUGACUUUCCGGACUGUGGGAAAGCCUUUGUUCAAAGUGGGCAGCUCAAGACACACCAGCGUCUUCACACUGGAGAGAAGCCUUUCGUCUGUUCAGAAAACGGUUGCCUGAGCAGAUUCACCCAUGCAAACCGCCACUGUCCGAAGCACCCAUACGCCAGGCUGAAGCGAGAGGAGCUCACGGACACGCUCAGCAAGCACCAGGCUGUGGACAACAAGGCUGCGGCCGAGUGGCUGGCCAAGUAUUGGGAAAUGAGAGAGCAGCGCACCCCCACCUUGAAAGGCAAGCUGGCUCAGAAGGCUGACCAGGAGCAGCAGGACCCUCUGGAGUAUCUGCAGUCGGACGAGGAGGAUGACGGGAAGAGUGGCGCCCAGCGCCGCCUGCAGGAGCAGCGGGAGCGCCUGCAUGGAGCCCUGGCGCUGAUCGAGCUGGCCAACCUGACUAGGGCGCCGCUCCGACAGUAGCUGGACACUGGCGCUUCCACUAUACGAAAGUACUGCCCAGCGUACUUCAAAAGUAGAUCCUUGGGCAUAAGCUAAGCACCUUAUUUGCUUAUCAUAGGCUGCUAUUCUGUAGAAAUUUAUGAAGAAUGUCAUUGCCCCAGAAUAUGGGGUGAGAGAGAAUUGCACUUUUUUUUAUAUGGAAAUGGAUUUGUUGUAAAGUUUAAAAUAUUUUGUAAAUAUGGACUGCACAGUACAGGGUAGAAACUACAUAUUGUGGGAAGCUAGAUUUUGCAAGUUUAAUGCAUUCAUUGGAAGCAGUUCUCACAGGAAGCACUUUCUGAAUAAGACGUGUGAAAAAAACAGAAUGGUACAAAUAGCCAAAGAAGGUGGAAAUGGGUUAUUUAUAAGAUCAUUUUUAACAAUGUAUAUUAGGAUGUUUAACAAUGAUACUGUAAACACUGAAGCAAGCAAGAAAGUAUGAUAUGUGUGUAAAAUAGGUAUUUUUUUAAAAUUGCAAAAUAGUGUGCCCAAUAAGGCCAGAGAAAUGGGGACCUGG